AUGGCGACGGUAACCACCACGAUUAAGACCGAGCUCUGCUCGUUCAGCGACUACAGGGUUUACCCCGGCCGCGGCCAGAAGUUUGUGGCGCGCGAUGGGAAGGUCUACUUCUUCCUCACCUCCAAGGCUGCCUCCCUGCACAAGCAGCGUGUGAAGCCGGCCAAGGUCAAGUGGACUCCGAGCUGGAGGAAGGCCAACAAGAAGUUCCAGACGGUGGUGUCCCACCGCCGCCGCUCCAAGAAGGCCGCCAAGUACCAGAAGGCCUUCUUGGGCCUGAGCCUUGACGAGCUCAAGGCCAAGCGUGCGACCGCCACCAAGUCUGACUCGAAGCUGGCAGAGUGGUCCUUGGCGGUUCCCCCCGCCUCCGACCUAGUGCCCUUCGCACAGCAACGCUCCGUGUCGUGUGUGGCCGUGGCCGCCGUGACUACGAGCAACAUUUCGACCCGUUCCCGGGGAACCUCGUGGUCGACGUCACUCACACGCUCGCAGAACCCCAAGCAGGCUAUGCUCGCCGAGGCCAAGGAGAAGGCCAAGAAGCUCAAGGGCGGUGCGCCCAAGCCCGCUGGCGCCGUUCCCGCCAAGCAGGUCCCCAUUCCCAAGAAGAUCACCAAGACCGCCAUGCGCAAGUAA
This is a messenger RNA of Babesia bigemina, 630 nucleotides long. RefSeq names its product ribosomal protein L24e, putative. The transcript is spliced from 3 exons. Bases 1 to 630 code for a protein of 209 amino acids. Gene Ontology annotation, molecular function: mRNA binding; structural constituent of ribosome. The record is from RefSeq and is a predicted model, not a curated record. NCBI's taxonomy places the organism in Eukaryota, Apicomplexa, Aconoidasida, Piroplasmida, Babesiidae. Gene Ontology annotation, biological process: cytoplasmic translation. Gene Ontology annotation, cellular component: cytosolic large ribosomal subunit.